AUGGCCUGCCAGUCUGGCCAGACAGAAGUCCCACAAUGUCAUAUCGACACCGCAAAAGAUGCCUUUGCUCGGGAUCAGCCUAUGACGACUGAUCUUCAUCCUGGGACGUUCUUCGCUGAUCCCAACUAUCUGGAUUCUUUGCCCUAUAUCGCAAAGAUUCUGAUUUGCGCCAUCCAAGACUCAGGAGACCAUCCCAAUAACCCUGCGCUAUGCCAUCACCAAUCUGACCGAGCCUUGGACCAGUACCGACAGACAGGUGAUGAGGACCUUCUCACAAUAGCUUUCGCAAUGGAAGCCAUGGCUCUGUGGUACGUGCCAGCUGUACACCCAGGCCGAGGGAAAUCGAACCACCACUUGGGGCUUCUGUACCAAACAAAAUGGGAGAAGGGAAAGGUACAGACGGACCUGGACGAGUCAGUUCGCCACUAUAAACUGGCGAUGGAAUUUGCCGACGAGGAUGACGCCGUGUUGUGCGAAUGGGCCUGCGACGUCGCUUUUGUUUCUUGGAAGCACUGGGAAUUUACCAAGCUAGACAGCGACAAGGAGGAUGCAAGUCUCUUCUUUGAUUGUGCUAUCGGCCUUGCCGGAGAACAACCAUCGCGCGCUCGGCACCUCUCUAACAAGGGGGAAUUCCUUUACCUUACUAUGUCUGGCAGCGACUCAGAGAGGGUCAUGUCACUCACCGAGUCUAUUGAAUCCCACGAUGAAGCAGUCGAAUUCUGUGACGCGCAUCCGGAUCUUUCUUCGCAGCAAUUUGCACCGUAUGGGAUGAUUUACCGCAACGCUGCAAAAGCGUACAUUGGGCGUUUCCGCAUAGCAAAGAAGGCUACAGAUGGAGACAAAGGAAUCUCUCUAUAUGAGAAGGCUCUCGCUCAGGAGACACCGGGAAAUCAAAGCUGGCAGCGUUUUACAGCCGAGCUUGCUAAUGCCUAUAACCUGCGGUUCGAGGUGUCAGGAGACCCCGAGCAGGGAGAAAAGGCCUGUGAGUUGUGGAGAGAAGCUAUUACCAGUGACCCCACCUCCAUCAAGCCAAGGGUAAACCUUGCAGAGUUCUAUCGCUGCAAAUCAGAAAAAUGCGUUGAUCGGGGCGCGACUGAAGAUCUCCUCGAUCAAGCCCUGAAGCUAGCUAGCGAUGCGAUCAACGUGUUACCGCCGGGGCAUUCCGAGGCUGGUCUAGUUUUCCGCUGCUUCGCAGCCAUUUACUGCAGUCUGUACGAAGCCAGUGGUGAGCUGUCGCUCAUUGACAGAGCGGUUGAGUAUGGGAGAAAAGCCACACAGGCUCCGGAUCAUGACGACAUGUGGGAUUGCCACCGCUUACUGGCUCAGCUUUUAUCCACGCGCUACGAGCGUCUCCAAAAGCCAGAGGACAUGCGCGACUGUGUAUCUGCUGCCUCACGAGCAUUCUCUAUGUGUCCAGUCGAUAGUCUCGAGGGCCAGGGCCAAUGCGUAUGGAUCAUGGGCAAAGCGACGCGCGCAGAGUACGACGGCUCUCGAAAGACUGAACUACUCACACAAGCCAUCGUGGGAUUUUCCCAGGCAGAGCAGCUCAUACGCAAUGACUCACCAUCAAAAGCCCUUGUUCUCAACGAUUUGGGAAAUGCGUACGUACAACUUUUCGGGCACGAGGCGCGCCCCGAGCAUCUAGAGAAGGGCAUCGACGCGUAUAAAGAAGCGUUGUCGGUGCUGCAGCGGCUCCACGGAACCGAUCGACACCCCGAUAUUCUCAUGGUUAAUACCGCCCUUGGAUAUGUCAUGGUUCAGCGGUUUAUCCACUGGCGGGCGGAGGCUGAUGUCGAAUCAGCCGUCAAGUACUGUCGCAGAAGUCUCUUGGGUAUGGACAGGCACCAUCCGCGACAUGCUCUGCGCGUGGGAAACCUCAGUGCCGCGCUACAGCUGCGUUUUCAAAGCAAGCGGAAUAUGGAUGAUCUCAGAGAAACACAGAAUCUACUCACUGAGGUACUCGACGGCUCUGUCCCGCUCAGCGACGGAGUAAAAACCAUGCUCGCCACCGUUAUGGGCAAUACAUACCAACUGUCGUAUGGCGUAACUGAGCAAGCAAUCGACCUGGAAAACGCCAUUGACUACUACACCAGAGCUGUCGCCGUCGGGGGUGCCGCAGCGGCUCCACUGCGAGGGAUGGCGCUGAACCACAAGGCUGCCUGUCUUCAGCUGCUUGCUAUGUCCACCGGAGAGCUAGCCAAUUUUGAGACCUGCGCAAAGGCGUAUGAGGAGUCUCAAAGGCUGCUGGGCAAGGAAGACCCGGUGUACUGGGUUCCUGUGAUGAAACACGCAGAUCUACUGUAUGCCAUGUAUGAGUUAAAGCUGGGGUCUGACUUCAAAGAGCAUGCGCGUCACGCGCUUGACAAAUACGACUACGUUGCCAACUUGAAGAUCAUCUCGCCAGCCAUCCGAAUCACUGCGGCGUGUCGGGCUGCCGAGCUGUCCAGUCGUGUGCUUCAAGAUCGAGCGAAGGCCCGAGAUGACAUUCUCAUCAGCUUGUAUCUACUUCCCGAGGCUAUAUUAAUGCACGCGACUCGAUUAGAGCAGCUCAAAUUCGUACGACAAUACGAAUCUGUCCCGAGUAUGGUUGCAGCCCUAUCCAUCGACGCAGGUGAUCCCGCAAGCACCGUCAUCCCACGCCUUGAAGCCGGGCGUGCCUUCAUCUGGGACCGCGUUCAAGGCCGGGAGACACAACUGAACGAGAUUGAGGCCGUUGACCCCGCGCUCGCUGACAGAUUCCGCACCCUGCAGCAACGAGUCACCCAGCAAUCUCGAGCUGGCAGUUUAUCGGGCGAUCUUGAUCUAGCGUCUGUCACGGCGGACGAUGCAAAUCGCAUGCAGCGCCAGCACGAUUCGGACGCCUACCGCCAGGUCCUCGGCGAGAUCAGAGCACUACCAGGGUUUCAGUCAUUCUUGCGCAUCCCAGACACCACCACUGAUCUGCAAGCCUAUGCCGCCGACGCACCAAUCGUCUUCAUCAACUGCAGCGACUACCGCAGCGACGCUCUGAUAAUCACCAAAGACGAGGUGUACACUCUCCCGUUACCAUCCUUCACCCUAAGCAAAGUAAAGCACUGGGGCCAGCGAUUCCUACAAGCACGAGAAGGCCUCGGUAUCCCCGAGUCCCAAGCAUGGGCCCUCAACACAUACAACCUAGUCAUGAAAUGGCUAUGGGAAGCAGCUGCCCAGCCGGUCCUCACCUCCAUUAACUGGAACAGGUACGAGUGCGGACCCUUCGGAAAGCCCCGUAUCAUAUGGGUCUCCACCGGAUGGAUCAGCGUGCUUCCCAUCCACGCCGCGGGGGACUUUUUCGAGUCUUCGCCAUCACUGUCCGAAUCCAGCGUCCCGCGCUGCGUUCAUGAUAUCGCUGCUUCGUCGUAUACGAACUCGUUGAAGUCACUGGAAUUCACCCGCUCAAAUGCAGAGCGCAUGGACUCGCAGCCGAGCGCCGCCCCUGUGGCCCUCCUAGCAGCGAUGGCGACCACGCCGGGCCUCGGCCCAGAAGGCGAUCUCGCCGUCGAGGCUGAGAUAGCCACUAUCAAAGACACCCUAUCUCCAGUCUUCGCAGUAAACGUCCUCAACCAACCAACUUCUAAAUCUAUCAAGGCUGCCCUCCCCGCCUCCACAAUCGCCCACUUCGCAUGCCACGCCGUCGCAGACAGCAAAGACCCCUCGCAAAGCGCCAUCCUCCUAGAAGACAGCCAGACCCGUCCGCCUCCCUUCUGCACACGCACCAUCCUCAACCUCGUCCUGAAGACCUGCAACCUCGUCUACUUGUCCGCUUGCGAAUCCGGUGCAAACAAAGACAUGCUGCUCCUUGACGAGGGCAUCCACAUCGCAGGAGGGUUCCACAUAGCCGGUGUGCCGCAUGUGUUAUCUACGCUGUGGAAGGUGCAGGAUAGUGUCUCGGCGGAAUUGGCGGGUCUGUUUUAUGGGCUGUUGGUGGAGAGUGGAAGGGACGUGGUUGACUUUGGGAGGGCGCCGUUUGCGUUUCAUGAGGCUGUGGGGGUUAUGAGGCGGAGGGGCGUGCAUCCUAUGCUUUGGGGGCCAUUUGUGCACUCGGGGCCAUAA
Messenger RNA from Aspergillus campestris IBT 28561, 4071 nucleotides. Its product is annotated as CHAT domain-containing protein. Gene Ontology annotation, molecular function: protein binding. The transcript has a single exon. The coding region runs from base 1 to 4071 and encodes 1356 amino acids. NCBI's taxonomy places the organism in Eukaryota, Fungi, Ascomycota, Eurotiomycetes, Eurotiales, Aspergillaceae. The record is from RefSeq and is a predicted model, not a curated record.